This is a messenger RNA of Fragaria vesca subsp. vesca, 1239 nucleotides long. RefSeq names its product putative F-box protein At1g47730-like. The record is from RefSeq and is a predicted model, not a curated record. NCBI's taxonomy places the organism in Eukaryota, Viridiplantae, Streptophyta, Magnoliopsida, Rosales, Rosaceae. The transcript has a single exon. Gene Ontology annotation, molecular function: protein binding. Bases 1 to 1239 code for a protein of 412 amino acids.
AUGACAGAGUUCUGCAAGAUACCAGAAGCCAUGGCAUUGCAAAUCCUAUCAGGGCUGCCACCUAAAUCUCUGAUGCGAUUCAAGUGCGUUCAUAAGUCGUGGCAUGCUUUGAUGAAGGAUCCCAACUUCGUGGCCAAGCAUCUUUCCAAUUCCAUGCUCAACAAUCUCUACAGUACUACCGGUGUGCUUUUCAAGCGUGAACAUUUCAAGGUUCCCAACGCUGCCGAGAAGGGAACCGAAAGUUUUUCAUUGAUUAGUAUCUCCAAUGAUAAUGGGGAUAGUGAGCAUGAUACUCAUUGUCUUGUCGAAGAUAUUACGGAGGGACGUCAGUUUAGUGGGAUCGAGGUUCUGGAGUCUGCAAGGAUUAUAGGGCAUUGUCAUGGGAUUAUCUGUCUGCGAAAUGCCACUAAGGUAAUUCUAUGGAACCCAGCAAUAAGGGAAGUCAAGAUCACAACUCCAUAUGUUCCGGAUGAGAACUUGGGUAAUUUGGGAAUAGGCUAUGACCCUAAAUCCAACAAUUACAAAGUUGUUCACAUUUCAUAUGGCACUCAGGAAGAACAUGGUGAUGGACAUUUCCUUUUCGAUCGACCGAAAGGAGAAGUAUACACCAUAGGUACUGAUUCUUGGAGACAGAUCAUGACGGGUAGUUCAGAAACGGCAACUACUAAAUUUUGGUUUCAGGAUUUCCACAUGUACUUCAAUGGAGUUUGUUAUUGGAAUGGGCGAGAGCAACUUAAAGACUUUCACGAUUUCUAUGAUGCUCAAGAGGAGUUUUAUAUUAGGCCAGUGAUCAUUUCGUUUGAUAUGGGUGAUGAGGUAUUUCAUAAAAUGUUGCUUCCAGAUUUUGUAUAUGGGGACUAUAUGUGGUGUUAUGUUUUGCGUCUUAUGGCGUGGAAUGAAUCUGUAGCUAUAUUUGGCCUUGAUCACGGUAUAACUGAUCAUGAAUCCUGGGGACUAUGGGUGAUGGGGGACUCUGGUGGAGUAACGGGGUCUUGGAUAAAGCAAUUUAGCUUUGUGAGCACAGUGGGAUUCUUGAAUACACCAUUGCAAUUUUGGAAGAGCGAUGAGAUUCUUAUUGUUUCGGAAGAAAGGCGUCUCGUCUCAUACAACCUCUAUACUGAACAGUUUAAGCAUCUACCCAUUCAUUUUGAAGCUGUUGUUUACAUGAAAGAUCAUUUUGAAGCUGUUGUUUACAUGAAUAGUAUAGUUUCGGUCAAUGGUAACAACCCGCUCGUCUAG